UACAUGUGUCUUACGCUUAUUGCUAAAUAUUCAGCUAACGUAUUUGAAACGCGUUUUAUAUACGAAAACAAGUUUCAAUCAUGGGAAAUAAUAAGGGCAAGCGCAAAGCGCUCACACAGCGUCAAGUUAGCUCCAGAAUGAACUUCCUUUAUCAGGCGUCAAACUUGAUGGCGCACAGCAACAACAACACGCUCGCCGCCUACUACGGCAAGCUCUGUCGCAACGUGGGCACAAAGGCGCUGAUGCACAUGUCGCCAGCGCUGAAGCGCACACUGUGCAAACGCUGCUCCUUGCCGCUGCUGCCGGGCGUUAAUACGUCGCUUAAGCUGGACCAGAAGCAUGAACAGCAGCAGGUGAUUACCGCGGCAGCAGCCACUGCGACGGCAACAAGCACAACCAGCAAACGCCGCCAUCGCCGUUUGCGUAGCAAGCGGAGCAAGGGCCACAAUCAGACUGCCGCCGCUGUCCAAAAAGAUGCCGCACCCAGUGCCAGCAUGGACGAACACGCUCGCCUACACUUGGAGUGUGCUUUGUGCGGGUCGAAACGUCGCUUCCAAGUCGACACACAAAACGAGUGCUGGCCAGAGCGCUCUGAGGCGAUUGUGCAGGUGAUAAGACUGGACGGACAAAGAAACGCAGACGAGGCUGAAGGAGGCGGAGAAGCAGCAGGAGGAGAAGGAGGAGGAACAGCACGAGAGCAGUGAUAAGCGUACUUGGAUGGCAAU
This is a messenger RNA of Drosophila novamexicana, 725 nucleotides long. RefSeq lists its product as uncharacterized. Gene Ontology annotation, biological process: tRNA processing. The record is from RefSeq and is a predicted model, not a curated record. The transcript is spliced from 2 exons. Lineage: Eukaryota; Metazoa; Arthropoda; Insecta; Diptera; Drosophilidae. The coding region runs from base 81 to 704 and encodes 207 amino acids. Gene Ontology annotation, cellular component: nucleolar ribonuclease P complex.